AUGACUGCCGCCGUCCCGCCUCCAGCUGCUCGCAAGCAGCCACCGAGUAUCGACGAUAUACUAAAGGCCAAGCGCGAGAAAGAAGCGGCUGCCGCAAAGCCCAAAUUCAUACCCAAGGCGGAGAGGGAGCGCAUUGCGCUUGAGAAGCGAAAGAAAGAAGUGGAAGAAGCGCAAAAGAGGCGAGAGUCUUCUAACGGAGACAGCAACGCAUGGAAAAACUCGCAGGAUGAUAAUCGCACAAACGGUCAUAACGGGUCGUCGUCAGUACCUACAGGGCCUCGUUCGAUGCGCGAUGCGCCAACUGGACCGUCGUCUAUGCGGCAUGAUCGCCGCAAUGGAGACAUGGCACCUCCACCACCACCGGACAAGAAGGGAAACAAGCGCCCAGCUGAAGACGCAGAGGCAUUGAUAAGACAACGAUACAUGGGCGCAGAGCAAAAUCAGUCCACGUUUUCGGCCAAGAAGAAGCGCAAGAGGACAACAGAGAAAAAGUUCAACUUUGAAUGGAAUGAAGAGGAGGAUACAAGUCAUGACUACAACCCCAUCUAUCAGCAGAAAGCUGAAGCAAGCUUCUUUGGGCGCGGCAGACUGGGUGGCUUUUCCGAGGAAGUUACAGAUGCAGCCACAAAGAAGAUGGUCGAGGCGAUUAUCGAGCGAGAUCCGGAGCACGGCAGAGAGCGGGCUGAGGCACUACUUGAGAUGGAGCGGCGGCGGAAAGAUAGGGGCGGCCGCGCACAACUGGACAAGCACUGGAGCGAAAAGAGGCUAGAAAACAUGCGAGAGCGCGACUGGCGCAUCUUCAAGGAGGACUUCAGCAUCGCUACCAAGGGAGGUGGAAUACCGAACCCCAUGCGCAACUGGGAUGAGUCGGGGCUUCCGGAGAAGCUCAUGCGCAUCGUCGAUCAAGUUGGCUACACUGAGCCCUCACCUAUUCAACGUGCGGCUAUACCCAUUGCUCUACAGUGUCGCGACUUGAUCGGAGUCGCUGCAACAGGUUCGGGUAAAACCGCCUCCUUCGUCUUGCCACUACUUGCCUACAUCUCACAACUACCUCCCUCGACGCUUUCAAUCGUCAUGACGGCCCAGACUCGCAAGUUUGCAUCACCGCUAGGGUUCAAGACUGCUGUUCUUGUCGGUGGUCAUUCUAUCGAGGAACAGUCGUUUCAGAUGCGUGACGGAGCCGAGAUCAUCAUUGCCACACCUGGUCGUCUAGUAGACUGUAUUGAGCGUAGGGUUCUCGUCCUCAGCCAGUGCACUUACGUUAUCAUGGAUGAAGCCGACAGGAUGAUUGACAUGGGUUUUGAAGAACCUGUAAACAAGAUCCUCGAUGCUCUACCCGUCAACAACGAGAAGCCAGAUGACGAUUCUGCCGAAGAUCCUAAUGCGAUGAGAAAGGGAAUGUACCGCCAAACCAUGAUGUACACAGCUACCAUGCCGCCAGCCGUUGAAAGAAUCGCGAAGAAAUAUACACGUCGCCCUGCCAUCGUUACAGUAGGUAACCAGGGCGAGGCUACUGACACCGUUGAGCAGCGCGUCGAGUUCGUCCAGGGAGAAGAGAAGCGGAAGAAGCGUCUCCAAGAGAUUUUGACAUCUGGCGAGUUCUCCGCACCCAUCAUUGUGUUUGUCAAUAUCAAACGGAACUGCGAUGCCAUCGCCCGCGAGAUCAAACACAUGGGCUUCUCAUCCGCGACGAUUCACGGUGGAAAAACCCAAGAACAGCGUGAGGCUGCUCUUGCAUCCCUCAAAAGUGGGCAAACUAGCGUGCUUGUUGCCACAGAUCUGCUUGGUCGUGGUAUUGAUAUUCAAGGCGUUCAGUUAGUGGUGAACUUCAACAUGCCGGGUAACAUUGAAAGCUAUACGCAUCGCAUUGGUCGUACUGGUCGUUUGGGCGCGGACUCGGAUAAACCGGGUGUUGCCAUUACGUUCUGGGGCAAUGAAGAUGCGGAUGUGCUCUAUGACCUCAAGCAGAUUCUCAUGAAGAGUGGGCUCAGUUAUACGGGCGACUCUCUACCCCUUAAGAUCAUUAUCGCGUUUCUCCUUGGGCUUUCGCUUUACAACGCUAUCGAACUUAUCGUUCUCGCAUUCGUCACUUUCCAGCGCUACCAUGGGCUGUAUUUCUGGUCGCUGGUCAUCAGCGCUUUCGGCAUCAUACCAUACGCUCUAGGCUUCAUCAUUAAGUUCUUCCGAGUGCUGGAUCCUUCAAGAGAUGCUGGAUAUGUCGCCGUCGUCCUACUUACAUUUGGGUGGUACCCUAUGAUCACCGGGCAAUCGGUCGUCCUAUGGUCGCGUCUCCAUCUUGUCACGAAUUCGCGCCGAGUCCUUCGCUGGACCCUCUACAUGAUCAUCGUCAAUGGCAUACUACUGCAUUCAAUCACGACCGUCUUGACUUUCGGCUCGAACUCGAACUCGCUCUCCGAUUCCACGCUCCGUCGCUUCGUUCGCGGAUACUCGAUAAUGGAAAAAAUACAGAUGGUUGGCUUCUUCGUGCAAGAAACUAUCUUGUCGAUAGUAUACAUUAAAGAGACGAUACGAUUGCUGAAACUCUCAGAACAAGUUCAAGACGACGUGCGAAGUUUCGAUGACAGCGUUGGCAUGGGGCACCUCAGGAAUACCAACGUUCGGAAGACAAUGUACCAGCUUCUUGCCAUCAACGUACUGAUCAUCGCCAUGGAUAUUGCCCUACUCAGCGUCGAAUUCGCCAACCUAUACCUCAUCGAAACCACCCUUAAAGGCGUCGUAUACUCGAUCAAACUCAAACUCGAAUUCGCCGUCCUAGGCAAACUCGUUCAACUGGUGCGCGUUCGAGCGGAAAGCGAUCAGAGCAUGAACAACAACAACUACGCGCGCGGUAACAGCUUCGAACGCCGAAACACCCUGACGCUGGAAAAGACCCCGAGUGGCAGUGGCACCGCGAGCGUAGGCGUAUCAGCGAGACUCAACAGCAGCCUGCUCACGCACGACUUUGGCAGCCAGCAAUACCCCGACUUUGUGGAUUCCAGACGCAUUAGUCCGAAUGUUACGCACGCGGAGCCGGUGAAUGAGGAGACUGGAUGGGAAACCCGAGGGCAGCAGGAAGAUCAAGAGAAGUGGAGGAGGCGAGCCAGAGUAAAACGUGGGAGCUGGAUCGAUGAAGAGAUGGAUAAACAUAAUAUUGGGUGA
This is a messenger RNA of Alternaria atra, 3159 nucleotides long. RefSeq lists its product as uncharacterized. The coding region runs from base 1 to 3159 and encodes 1052 amino acids. Gene Ontology annotation, molecular function: RNA helicase activity; ATP binding; nucleic acid binding. The record is from RefSeq and is a predicted model, not a curated record. The transcript has 4 exons. NCBI's taxonomy places the organism in Eukaryota, Fungi, Ascomycota, Dothideomycetes, Pleosporales, Pleosporaceae.